AUUUAAUUGGCAUGAUCUGACGGCUGGGAAGAUGGCGCGAUGGACGGUCAGAUGGACGGUUACUGACCGUUACUGAUAGGUCGGUUACUGAUAGGAUCCGGACCCGGCGCUGUGGGAGAUUGUCGUUUUGGUAAAAUAAUUAUUUGUGAAUUCUGAUUGUGGAAUUGGGUUGGGUGAUAUUUCCGAAUGUAGAGUGGGCUGGGGUAGAGAAACGUUUUGGUUAAGUGGGCUUUGUUGCAACUUUUGGACUUAUUGUUGAUUUUGGGUUGGGCUUUUAAAACAGAUCAUGUAAUGAGCUGUUUUAAAUUGCCUUUGUCUCUGCUGAGGCGGUUGAAUGGUAUCAUUGCUCGUUUUUGGUGGGGCGCAGUUCAAGAACAACGGCGGCUUCAUUGGUUGGCUUGGCGGCAGUUAUGUGCACCUAAAGCUGAAGGAGGAUUAGGAUUCGGUGAUUUUCUUAUACAAGGAUUGAGAUGGCAGAUUGGAACUGAUGAGGAGGUUAGUGCAUUUCAUGAUUUAUGGUUGCCUACUUCACCUCCGUCUUGUCUGGUCCUUCGCCGGGGUUUUUUCCUUCUUUGGCUAGGGUCUCAGCUUUCAUUGAUCCUGCUACUCAUGAGUCAUGCCUGGAAUGUUGGUGCUCUGGAGGACCUUUUCGUUCCUGAUUCUGUCAAACAAAUCACUUCUAUUCCUUUGCCUUUCAAUGUGGUUCCUGAUGUACUGGUUUGGCAUUAUGAUUCAUCGGGCUCUUUCUCAGUCAAGACAUCUUAUCAUUUAGCAUUUUCUCAAUCCCCACCAACUCGUCUUCGUUAUCAAGUCCCUCCUGUUGGCUCAUGCCUUUGGAAUCGAUUAUGGUCCACUACUCUCCAGCCGAAGAUUAAAUUCUUUUUAUGGCAGCUUCUGCGUGGAAUUCUCCCCACUACAGAAGGUUUGGUUAGUAGGGGUCUUGAUAUCCCGGAUCUUUGUCCUGUUUGCAGGGAGGAGGGGGAGUCAAUUGAACAUCUCAUGUUCCGCUGUCCCCUUGCUCUUUUCCUUUGGGAUUCGGUUGGGUUGUUGCCUUAUUUGGAGUUAUGGGAUACUCGUUUCAUAACCACUUUCAUUAGUCAGUUGCUUUCCUUGCAGGAUCGUAGCGAUUCAAAAUACUUGGUCCUGUAGAUAACUUCUUUGCUUUGGCGGAUAUGGAAGAACAGAUGUACCGUGCAUUUCCAACAUUUUCAGUCGUUCCCUCAAGUAUUAGCUUUGCAAUGGGCUCAUCAAGUUCGGGAGGUGGAUGAGGCACUUCUUUCCAGUUUCCACUGAUGUUGUUGGUGCUGUUCCUACUUCCAUGCCGCCAUCUUGCGUUUCUUCUGUUUCCCUGUGGCCUCCUCCCGGGAUGGAAUAUGCUCACCGGAUUUUCUUUGAUGGUGCUACUGCUUCAGCGUUGGGAUCAAUUGGGGUUGUGGUCACGGAUGAUCAUGGGACAAUUCUGCAGGCCUUUGCUCGGCAGUAUCCGAAUACCACUGAUUCAUUAAUCAUUGAGGCGCUAGCUUUGCGGGAUGCAAUUAUGUUGUGUUCUCAACAGCAUUGGCGAAUGGGGGUGUUCCUUGGAGAUGCGAAGACCUUGAUUGAUCUUUGCAACAAUGGGGUCGUUCAAGAUGCAAGAAUUGGUGCGAUUUUGUUGGAGAUUAGACAUCUUCUUCGAUCUCAGGAUAGUUUCCAGGUCCGAUUUGUAGGACGUGAUCGAAAUAGGGCGGCUCACUUGGUAGCUCGUCAUGCUCUAUUAGUGUCGCCUUACUUGUUCUUGAGGACUUUACUCGUUGGCUAUGUUCUCGAUAACUUUGUACUCUUUGUUCCUCUUAAUUGAGUGACUUAAUGGGGAAAAAAAAACAUGCACGUAU
Molecule: messenger RNA, 1871 nt
Organism: Linum trigynum
Lineage: Eukaryota; Viridiplantae; Streptophyta; Magnoliopsida; Malpighiales; Linaceae
Source: the annotation of a GenBank genome assembly